AAGUCUCAAAAGGGAGGUGCGAACUCGUGGUCGGCUUCUGUCAUGACCUCAUACCUCCUCUUCUCCCUCUUCCUCUCCCGAUCCUUCUUCCUGUCCCCGCCCGUGCUCACUUGUGAUUCCCCGAGAUGCUGGCGCAAUGGAUCAUCAUGCUCGCAGUCGCCACGGCUCUGCCUGAAGCGCACGCCGCGCCUUUUGCGCUAUCAGAUGUCAUGCCUCGACAGCCACUCGGACGCAUGCCAGCAUUCACCAAGAUGCCAUACCGCCGUAGCUCCCACACCGGCACAAGAUACGGGAAGCGACAGAUCAAACAAGGCUUGCAGGGCGAAGAUUGGACAACCUCCUACUCCGCCGAGGUCUCUGUCGGCACUCCACCUCAGAACUUUUGGCUGGACCUCGACACAGGGUCGUCCGACCUGUUCGUCAUGAUGGACGGUUUUCCGACUGGUGCGCCCCUGUAUCGUCCUGAUCAAUCCUCGACUGCUCGCCGCACCGGCGCUUCCGGCACUCUGUCAUUCGGCAGCGGCAAUGUCACCGGCGAUCAAUACGAGGACAUGAUCAAUUUCUCCAGCUUCUCGUUGUCCAACUUCAAAUUCUUCGCGCCAACAAUGUACUAUCCUAGUGUCAUUCCCACGGGUGCAUCCGGCCUCCUCGGAAUGUCUAGCAAAGCCCUCACGCACUCCGAAGACGAUGCUUUCCUGCAGACGCUCUUGACGACGAGCAACGUGGAGUCCAUUGCCUUUUCUUUCGCGUACAAGCAGGUCGCACAACACGACGGACCACGAGAGCAGCUGGCAGGCACCUUCACCAUUGGCACUGAAUUCGACUCAAGUCAGUACGAUGGAGAUUUGUACACUUUCAAUAGAGCGAAUUCCAAGCUUGAUAAAUGGCAGCUACCUUUGGACUCUGUCACAUUCAACGGUCAGACCUUUCCCUCAAGCACAGCCCUCAUCGACACGGGCACGAGCUUAAUCAUUGCCCCUCCUGAGGUCGUGCAGCCCUUGUAUCAGUCGAUCCCUGGAGCUCUCUUCAACACUACCGUCUCAGCGUGGCUUGUGCCCUGCAACUCCACCGUGACCUGGGCAUUCGUCUUCGGCGGCACUCAGUUCGACAUGUUGCCGGAAGACAUAGUAGUGAUGGGCUCUGACGAUGCAGCAGUUCCCGACCUGUGUGUGGCGACUGUUCAGCCCAACGAUGAAUCCUCUUGGAUUUUGGGAGAUUCUUUCAUCAAGAAUUACUUCACUGGCUUCCUCUACGGUCCGAAUCCGUCGAUCUCGUUUGCUGCACUACCGCAGGAAGGCGUGCAGCUGGCCUCGACAACCAGUGCAGACAUCCCGACGCCGACCAUUCGCGUUCCAAAAAGUGGAGAGAUCAGCCUCCGUCCCACGCCUACCAUAUCUGACACGGCACCAGCUGGAGUCGGCUUUGCCAGCACGAAUGCACCGGGAGCCACCAAGUCGUCCCUUGCGCCCAAUGCGACAGGUGACGCCUCCUCCUCCCGCUCAAAUGGCAAGUCAAAUGCUGCUGCGCCUCUAGCGGGUAGCGGCUGGCUGCCGCGCCUCCUUUCAGCUGCCAUUGGUCUCAUCGUCGUGCUCGUCGUCAUCUUGUAGUUCUCGACUGCCCGACCUUCGACUAGAGUUUCAAUCCACGUGCCAUCGAGCUGUCUUGAUUGUACUGCUUCAGCAGCGUACUUUCGUUGCUAUCCUUCAUCUGUUUGCACUUCCAUACCUCGAGCAUAGCAAGCUCUUGAUUGACGAAGCACAA
Jaminaea rosea is the source of this 1761-nucleotide messenger RNA. RefSeq names its product acid protease. Gene Ontology annotation, biological process: proteolysis. Gene Ontology annotation, molecular function: aspartic-type endopeptidase activity. The record is from RefSeq and is a predicted model, not a curated record. Lineage: Eukaryota; Fungi; Basidiomycota; Exobasidiomycetes; Microstromatales. The transcript is spliced from 2 exons. The coding region runs from base 126 to 1607 and encodes 493 amino acids.